AUGAAGCUGCAAAUGUGUAAAUCAAGGAGACGCAUGAAAGAGGCGGUCUCGGCUGCCUCGCACCCCGCCGGCGAGAUCGUCGUUGAUGAGUCGGAGACCGAGCUCGUUAACGGUGAAUUAACAAAGGAAACGCCAGCUCGUAGUGCCGAAUUGUCAACUGGUAAUAGUCCUUUCUCUUCCGGCGAUCCAAGCGUCCACGCAGAGGUCAUCGCCGCUGACAGCAAGGAGAAUGAUGCACCUGAGCUUAACGGCGACGAUCACGAGGUAAAUCAUGACUCCGAAUAUGCUGACAAUGGUGUGCAGGCUAUAGAAGCGUACGAUGGAGGAGAAUCCUAUCUCGAUGGUGUCGGUGUUGCCUCGAUUGACGAUCGCCGAAGCUUUACGCAAGACUUUUCGCAGAUGCAGGAUUACUGCAACGAGCGUCUGUACGAGUUAAUGACGAAUCAAGAAGUUGCGCUCAAAUGUGUACGUGAAAUCGUUCCAUCCCUUGCACAGAGCUGCUUGGUGGCAAGCACGGAAUGUCAAUCUUGCCAGCCCAUUGUUAGCGGCUGCUUGGGCCUCGGCGACUCAUCUAGCGUAACGGAAAUGGAAAACAAUGAGUUCCGCGUUGUUGAGGAUCACGGAUCGCUUGAUGCUCCGACGAUUCCGACAGGCAUCUGGGUUGUUGACACGAUAAACCAAGCACUCGACAAGUGGAGCGAUUCGGAACAUUUGGGCGCUAUGGGCAGCCUCUUCAAAUUGCUGAACCUUAGUGCGUUGCUGACGUAUCUCGGCGACACAUCCGGUGACCGCGUAGUGGCACUUCUCACUCGUACGAGUUCUGUGAUCACUAGGGGACCUGAGGCCUGGAGGGAGAUUUUGAGGUGUAUCACAACUGAAAGUAUCAGUGAGCCCAAAUCAAUGCCAGUUGUGCCGAAUGCGUCCUUCGUUUCUAGGUGCGAGGCCAAUCUUGACGAUGUGCCGGAUAUGGACCAGCUCGCGGAUGGACCUUUCAAGGCCUACUGGACGUACACGGAGAGGUGGAUGCGUAUGCAUUUUAGUCCUUCCGUAGGUGCGCCAAGAGAUUUUACCGAUCAGGCGCGUGAAUGGUUCAACUCACUGGAUACCUCGGCUCAAGAAUUGUUCACCCGUUUGUCGAGGACUCUCUGUUGCAGAGCUCCAUGA
Molecule: messenger RNA, 1164 nt
Organism: Babesia bigemina
Lineage: Eukaryota; Apicomplexa; Aconoidasida; Piroplasmida; Babesiidae
Exons: 1
Coding region: 1-1164 (387 amino acids)
Source: RefSeq, a predicted model, not a curated record